CCUUUGAUUGGUUCGGAUCGACUGGUGGAGCUGACGUAGAAAAAGAAGGGCGUCAGUGGUUCAGCUGUUGGAGCCGCCUCCCGAAGUGGAACACGUGGUUUGUUGUCUGUGGUCGUUCUGUGCAGAGCCGAUUGUUUGUUUGUUUUUUACAGUGGCGAGGUCAUUUUUCCGUCAUUCAUCAAGCUAAUUGAUAUUGUUUAAUCGUUUGCAAUGACUCUGGAGGCGAUUAGGUACCGCGCCGGCUCCUUGCAGAUCCUCAACCAGCUUUUGCUGCCCCAUCAGAGCGUGUUUGAGAACAUCAAGACGGUGCAAGAUGGAUGGGAAGCGAUCAGAUCCAUGAAGGUGCGGGGCGCCCCUGCCAUUGCGAUUGUGGGGUGCCUGAGCCUGGCUGUGGAGCUGCAGGGCGGGCCGCAACGUGAGGGGGAGGAGCUUGUGGCGUUUGUGCGGGAGUCGCUGGAACACCUGGUGACUGCCCGCCCCACGGCCGUCAACCUGGGCAAGGCAGCGGCGGAGCUGACAGAGUACACUGAGCAGCAGAGCCAGGAGCCUGAAUGCACUACUGAGAGACUGCAGGAGAGUGUGAUUGGUUGGAUUGAGGCAAUGCUGGAGCGGGACGUCAGCGAUAACAGGAAGAUUGGGAAUUUUGGAGCGCAGCACAUCCUGUCGGGGGUGAGCAAGGAGCAGGUGACCAUCCUGACGCACUGCAACACGGGGUCCCUGGCGACUGCAGGGUAUGGGACUGCGCUGGGCGUGGUGCGGUCCCUACAUUCUAUGGGGCGGCUGGCUCAUGUGUUCUGCACAGAGACCCGUCCCUAUAACCAGGGCUCCAGACUGACUGCCUACGAGCUUGUGUUUGAGAAGAUCCCCUCCACCCUCAUCACAGACAGCAUGGCCUCCAUCGCCAUGAGAGAGAAGGGCAUCUCCGCGGUGGUGGUUGGGGCGGACAGGGUGGUUGCUAACGGUGACACGGCUAACAAGGUGGGCACGUACCAGCUGGCGAUCGUGGCGAAGCACCACGGCAUCCCGUUCUACGUGGCGGCGCCCAGCACGUCAUGUGACCUGAGCCUGGAGAGCGGCAGGGAGAUCGUCAUCGAGGAGAGGCCGGCACAGGAGCUGAGCGACAUCAACGGGGAGCGGAUAGCAGCGCCAGGAAUAAACGUGUGGAACCCCGCCUUCGAUGUGACCCCUCAUGACCUCAUCACUGGCGGAAUCAUCACAGAGCUGGGCGUGUUCCUGCCCUCGGAGCUGCAGGCUGCCCUGACAGGGAGGCUCACUGCGCUGUAGUGACACCUAGGGGACCGGAGAGGAAGCGCGAGAAAGCUGCAUUACCAGCAAAGAGCCAUUCAACUGCGAUUAGGGCAGCCAAUUAUACAGGACGUGUACAGCAGGGAUGGCAAUUAGACUCCCAUUGCUUUACAGUUCGAUCCAUUCCUGCUUUUACUAGGAGUUUAAUCAAACAAGCCUGAGCUUGUUACCUAUAAACUGUGGCUUGUCAAGUUUGUAGUAAAACAUGGAAUGGGUGAAACUGCAUUGCAAUAGGAGUCUUGUAUUGGCACACUACACCUAAUAUAAGAUCAUUCAAGAAGACGUGUGAAAUACAAGCAUUUAGUGAACAUUAGCCACUAAGACCAAAAUACACAAUUUCUGGUACUUUAACAAACAAAAGAACUUAAGCAUUUCCAGAUAAUUGUUCAUGACAAAAGUAUUGGCACCUUUACAUUAAAAGUCUGUAAAAAUGUAAUAGAACUAAUUGAAAAAUAUAUGAACAGAUUGAAAACCAUUACACAGUAAUUAAGCUGCAUUAUAAAGUCAAUAGCCAGAAAAAGAGGUCAUUAUUUCCAACAUCUGAUGAAGAAGAACGUUUUGGCAACACAGCAGAUGAUGGUCAAGACAAAGGAGUUGGACUGAUGUUUGAGAAAAGCACUCGUAUCAAACUACAACAAAGGAAAUAGGUACAGAACAGUAUCAAAGAAAUAUGGAAUACCAAAAUCCACAAUCAGAGCAAUACUCAAGAAGCACCACAGAACAAAUUCAACUGAAACACUUGAAAGAAGUGGCCGUCCAAAGAAUAUUACAGGUACAACAGGAAGGAGAAUCGACCGAGCAGCUAAAAAAAUUAUCCAAGACUAACAGCCAAGGACUUAAAGAAAGAUUUAGAAGCAUCAGAUAUAAUAGUGCAUGAAAGAACUGUACAGAGGCACCUGAACACAGAAGAGCUGCACACACGCAGUCCUCGCUGCAAAUCACUUCUAAGGAAAAUUCAUAAAACAAACGGCUAAAAUUUGCCAAGGAAUAUGAACAGCAUUCUUAAACAAAAUUCUCUGGUCCAAAGAGACUGGAAAAUUGCAAACGUAAUACUGAUCCACAAAAAGGGAGACAAAACCGAACCAGGUAAAUACAGACCAAUAAGCCUGACUUCUAUUAUAUGUAAACCUAUGGAAACUAUAAUAAGAUCUAAAAUGGAAAAUUACCUAUAUGGUAACAAUAUCCUGGGAAACAGUCAGCAUGGUUUUAGGAAAGGGAGAUCGUGUCUAACUAACCUACUUGACUUUUUUGAGGAUGCAACAUCGACAAUGGAUAAUUGCAAAGCAUACGACAUGGUUUAUUUAGAUUUCCAGAAAGCUUUUGACAAAGUCCAGUUUAAAAGAUUAAUUCUCAAACUAAACGCAGUAGGGAUUCAAGGAAAUGCAUGCACAUGGAUUAGGGAGUGGUUAACAUCUAGAAAACAGAAAGUACUGAUUAGAGGAGAAACUUCAAAAUGGAGCGAGGUAACCAGUGGUGUACCACAGGGAUCAGUAUUAGGUCCUCUGCUAUUCCUAAUCUACAUUAAUGAUUUAGAUUCUGGUAUAGUAAGCAAACUUGUUAAAUUUGAAGACGACACAAAAAUAGGAGGAGUGGCAAACACAGUUACAGCAUCAAAGGUCAUUCAAAAUGAUCUAGACCGCAUUCAGAACUGGACAGACGCAUGGCAAAUGACAUUUAAUAGAGAAAAGGUACUGCAUGCAGGCAAUAAAAAUGUGCAUUAGAAAUAUCAUAUGGGAGAUACUGAAAUUGGAGAAGGGAACUAUGAAAAAGACCUAGGAGUUUAUGUUGACUCAGAAAUGUCUUCAUCUAGACAAUGUGGGGAAGCUAUAAAAAAGGCCAACAAGAUGCUCGGAUAUAUUGUGAGAAGUGUUGAAUUUAAAUCAAGGGAAGUAAUGUUAAAACUUUACAAUGCAUUAGUAAGACCUCACCUAGAAUAUUGUAUUUAGUUCUGGUCACCUCAUUACAAAAAGGAUAUUGCUGCUCUAGAAAGAGUACAAAGAAGAGCAACCAGAAUUAUCCCGGGUUUAAAAGGCAUGUCGUAUGCAGACAGGCUAAAAGAAUUGAAUCUAUUCAGUCUUGAACAAAGAAGACUACGCGGCGAUCUGAUUCAAACAUUCAAAAUCCUAAAAGGUAUAGACAAUGUCGACCCAGGGGACUUUUUUGACCUGAAAAAAGAAACAGGUACCAGUGGUCACAAACGGAGAUUAGAUAAAGGGGCAUUCAGAACAGAAAUAGGAGGCACUUUUUUACACAGAGAAUUGUGAGGGUCUGGAACCAACUCCCCAGUAAUGUUGUUGAAGCUGACACUCUGGGAUCCUUCAAGAAGCUGCUUGAUGAGAUUCUGGGAUCAAUAAGCUACUAACAACCAAACGCGCAAGAUGGACUGAAUGGCCUCCUCUCGUUUGUAAACUUUCUUAUGUUCUUAUAACUUUUCCCCCAAAAUGGACCACGGUAUGUUUGGAGAAAAAAAGGGAAAGCCUUCAACGAAGAAAACCUUGUACCUACAGUUAAACAUGGAGGUGGUUUGAUCAUGACAUGGGGGUGUUUCAGCAGUUUAGGGACUGGAGACAUUCAUGUGAUUGAAGAUCGGAUGAAUGCAGCCAUGCAUCAAAACAUUCUACAUAGUACAAUGAUACCAUCUGCUCACAGACUGAUUGGCAGACAGUUAAUCUUCCAACACGACAACGACCCAAAAGUUCUGCAAUGGCCAUCGCAAUCACCAGAUCUCAAUCCAAUAGAAAUGCUUUGGGCUGAUCUGAAAAAAGCAGCAGUCAAGCACUGUGUAUCCAAUCUGUCUGAGCUGAAAGAACUAUGCAAGACAUAAUGGGUCCAGAUUUCACCAACAAGUUGUAACAUACGGUUAAGAAUUAUCAUAAACUUCUGAAAAAUGUAAUAAAAGCAAAAUGAGGACACGUGAAAUUCUAAAGCAGGGGUUCCAAUACUGCUGUUAUGAACAAGUACUUUAAAUAUGUUUUUUAUAAAGAUUAUUUGAUAAAUUACUAGAAAUUGUGUAUUUUGCUUUUUGUUUAUUAAAAAGUGGUUAAAGUUUACGAAAUACUUGUCCUUAAUCUGUUACCUUGACUUAUGGUAUAAACAUAGGGUGCCAAUAUUGUUGUCUGCUACUGUAUGUGGUUUAGCAUACCUCUCUGUGCUUUUACACUUUGCUAUGCUUUUAUUAUUGGGGGGGGGGGGGUAUUUUGAAGAGGAUUAAUGUUACACUUUUAAUAUUUAUAUGCUGUUUUGUAAAAGGAUGAUAUCAUGUCCUCAACGCUUUCAAACCAGUUUGAACUUUAACAUAUUGGGAAUAUUUGGACCCAGUCAGAAAAGCCUUCAUAGCACAAUAACUUUUUAUACAUUACUGCAACAUGUGUGUAAGACUGCAUGUUAUAUGGAAAAGACUGAAAAAAUACUGAAAAGGAAAUGAGUUUGGUCUGCUCUGUACACUGCUAUGUGCACACUGUGGCAAACACCUACUUUUGGUUUGCAUAUUUUGUAAUCAAAAUUCUUCAGGCUUGACUCUUGGCUAACGUUAGAAGUCUAACCUAUUGACACCUGUGAUCUGUAAUCGUUCUGUUGAGUUGGGUUGCACUCCCACACUUGACACUGGUUCUGUUGAGUUGGGUUGCUCCCCCACACUUGACACUGGUUCUGUUGAGUUGGGUUGCUUCCCCACACUUGACACUGGUUCUGUUGAGUUGGGUUGCUCCCCCACACUUGACACUGGUUCUGUUGAGUUGGGUUGCUCUCCCACACUUGACACUGGUUCUGUUGAGUUGGGUUGCUCCCCCACACUUGACACUGGUUCUGUUGAGUUGGGUUGCUCUCCCACACUUGACACUGGUUCUGUUGAGUUGGGUUGCUCUCCCACACUUGACACUGGUUCUGUUGAGUUGGGUUGCUCCCCCACACUUGACACUGGUUCUGUUGAGUUGGGUUGCUCCCCCACACUUGACACUGGUUCUGUUGAGUUGGGUUGCUCUCCCACACUUGACACUGGUUCUGUUGAGUUGGGUUGCUCCCCCACACUUGACACUGGUUCUGUUGAGUUGGGUUGCUCUCCCACACUUGACACUGGUUCUGUUGAGUUGGGUUGCUCUCCCACACUUGACACUGGUUCUGUUGAGUUGGGUUGCUCCCCCACACUUGACACUGGUUCUGUUGAGUUGGGUUGCUCCCCCACACUUGUCACUGGUUCUGUUGAGUUGGGUUGCUCCCCCACACUUGACACUGGUUCUGUUGAGUUGGAUUGCUCCCCCACACUUGACACUGGUUCAUUUCCCCCUAAUCUUGUUCUUCUUUUAAGCUAAAUUAAGUGAUGAGGAAUUAGGCAGUAAAAACAGCACGCCACUUUGCAUGUUUUCAAACCUCAAUGCAGGGGAUUAGCCUCUGCAUAUUAACUCUGUGCCAAACACAAAACUCAGCCCUUGGCCUUUGAUUUAGUAUAGAACAGUCUAUGCUCCUGUUUAUCUUAUUAACACUAGCAACAAUAUCACAGACUGCCCCCCAUUAAAUGAGUGCUAACUAAGUCUUCUUAUAAAUCCAUUCUGUUACCUCCCAUUAGCACUCGCAACAUUAUCACUGCCCCCUUUAAAAGAAUGAGCAGCAAGGCUUCAGAUGCAUUCUCUAACCUCUUAUUAGCACUAUCAACAUUAUUACUGGACACCCUUUUUCUUGUACUGAGAACUUUUCCCUGGUAGUCAGUGACUUCCAGUGGUAUACGCAGCCACAUUUCGUUGUCUGAAAAAGGAACCGUUACAAGUUACUGAAAAAUGUAAUCGGAUUACAUGUAAAGUGUUACUCCCCAACACUAGGAGUUAAGACACCUGCAGAUGCUGUCGAUACAUCAUUCACCCGGACAGAUCCCUUCAGGAAUGAUGGCUUUAUAAAUCAGGUUUUUAAAUGUGUUUAUUAACCUGUCAUCGUGAUCUUUCUUUAAUUAAAGUAUUAAAUAGAAAUUAAAUUGGUGAACUGUGAUAAUUUUAAUCGUACUGUACUGUGUGUGUCUUUGUAUGUGCAUUAAAUAAAGUAUGAUUCAAACUGA
Messenger RNA from Acipenser ruthenus (sterlet), 6346 nucleotides. Its product is annotated as methylthioribose-1-phosphate isomerase-like. NCBI's taxonomy places the organism in Eukaryota, Metazoa, Chordata, Actinopteri, Acipenseriformes, Acipenseridae. The record is from RefSeq and is a predicted model, not a curated record. The coding region runs from base 211 to 1284 and encodes 357 amino acids. The transcript is spliced from 6 exons. Gene Ontology annotation, molecular function: S-methyl-5-thioribose-1-phosphate isomerase activity.